AGUGGACAACGCCGACAAACGUAUAAUAAUUGCUGUAACAAGAACACUCCACGAGCCAUUGUCUCGUGACUUUUUCGUUUGCGUUUGUGCUCGGUUAUUCGACUUUGAACGCCCUGGCGUCUCAGAUUCACUGAGUCGCCAUUUUUUGACGCGUUGGAGGUAGAAAAAACAGGACUUCUGUCAGCAGCGUUUUGUCACUGUUCGGGAAGAACGUGCGUCUUUUUAUGAAACAGCGUGGCCGCCGACAUUGGUUGGGAUAGAUGACCAGCAAUGCUUUAAAGGGACGUUCACUUCGAUAGGAAAUAUGUUCGGGAAUUCAAAAUUCAGACUGCCUGGGCUUGGAGGCUCUGGCCGAAACAGCAGAGAAAAUAAAGAAGACGUCAAACCCAGCGCACAGAUGACUGGCUACGUGACCAUCACGGAUCUUAAAGACGAGAACCAGCGCCUUAAGGAACAACUGGCAGAGCUGAACCAGACCAUUGGCAACGUGAAGAAAGUCUCCGAGGACGAAAAGACGGGUUUGAAGAGGAAACUGUCAGAGAAAAAUGCAGAAAUUGAAGAACUGCGAAAGGAGGUGGCAAGGCUACAGUCGGUUCUUCAACCCCUGAUGCAUACAUCAAGUAAAAAGUUAAAGAAGCUUGCGGUGUCUGGUGUGCCAAUCGAAGAGUCUGAGAUCAUAAAGGACCUGCCGAGAAAUCCCAAGGUGUCCGGUGUCAAGAUGUUGAUCAAGGCGGCCAUCUUGAAUAACGACUUUCUGAAGUAUCUUGAGGAGGACCAGAUCGACACCAUAGUGGACUGCAUGUACAAGAAGGAAGUCCCCGCUGGGACAAAGGUCAUCACUGAGGGCGAGAUGGGGCUCCACCUGUAUGUCACAGAAGAGGGUGAGCUUCAGGUGUCUAAGAAAGGCGAGAUACUGAGGAACAUGGGCAGACAGACGCUGUUUGGGGAACUGGCUCUGUUGUACGACUGUGAGCGCACUGCAACAGUGCAAGCACUGACGCCUGCUAAGCUGUGGACAAUUGACAGACGGAUUUUCCAGCUCGUCAUGAUGAAAACCACCAAAACCAAACGUGAAGCAUACGUGUCAUUUCUCAAGAGCGUGCCACUGCUGCAAACCGCAUCAGAACAAACACUUGUGCGGAUCGCAGAAUGUUUGGAGGAGGAAACGUACGAACAGGGACAGUACAUUGUACGUCAGGGGGAGGUCGGAGAUUGCUUCUUCAUCAUCAUGGACGGCGAGGUUCGUGUGACCGAGAAAGUUGGGAACAGGAUCCAAGAGAAACGGAAGCUCAACCGAGGAGACUACUUUGGGGAAAAGGCACUUGAUGGCAAUGGGGAUGUGAGGACUGCAAGCUGCAUAGCGGAGACUGGCAUUGUCAAGUGUCUGCUUUUGGACAGAGGACCUUUCCUGCAGCUGAUAGGUUCUCUACAAGAAAUGAAAGAAGCUCUUGACAGACGUCCAGGUUCCCUACCACGCCCCCGUUCAGAGUACGUGGACGAACAGAUACUGCUGACAGAUCUGGAAACCAUCGCCACUCUUGGAGUUGGUGGUUUUGGGCGUGUCAAGUUGGUGCGAUGGAAGGACAAGUCUUUUGCCCUGAAGUGCCUAAAGAAACGACACAUCGUCAACACCAAACAGCAGAAGCACGUGGCCUCGGAGAAGGCAAUCAUGAUGUCAGCAAACUCACCCUUCAUCGUCAAACUGCAUCGUACAUUUAAGGACAACAAAUAUGUCUACAUGCUGAUGGACGCGUGUUUGGGAGGUGAGCUUUGGAGCGUGCUAAGGGACAAACAGUCCUUUCCUGACGCCACGGCUCGGUUCUGCACGGCUUGUGUGAUUGAGGCUCUGUCUUAUCUACACCACAUGGGGAUCGUCUACAGAGAUCUCAAGCCUGAGAACCUGCUCAUCGACCACAAGGGCUACGUCAAACUGUGUGACUUUGGAUUUGCCAAGCAGAUCGGCUAUGAGCGCAAGACGUGGACGUUUUGCGGCACCCCAGAGUACGUGGCCCCGGAAAUCAUCCUCAACAAAGGUCAUGACCUUUCUACUGACAUCUGGUCCAUCGGCAUCCUCAUGUACGAACUCCUGACAGGGAUGCCUCCAUUUUCUGCAACGGACCCGAUGAAGACAUACAACCUGAUUCUCAAGGGUAUCGACAGUAUCGACUUCUCCAGGAAGAUCGGCAAGAUGGCGAAGGAUCUUAUCAGACGACUCUGCAGAGAGAACACCGCCGAGAGACUGGGCAACCAAUCAAAAGGGAUCGUCGACAUCAAAAGGCACAAAUGGUUCCAUGGGUUUGACUGGGAAGGUCUGAUCAACAAGACGAUGUCUCCUCCGGAUCACCUAAAGCCACAGAUUAAUGGUCCGUUUGAUGCCUCCAACUUUGAUCCGUACCCGGAUGACAAUGAAAACCCCCCAGACGAACUGUCUGGCUGGGACAUUGACUUUUAAGUCAUGUUGUCUCGCCCAGCCAAUUAAGGCCAGAGAAGAUGCCUUCGGGAAGAUUAUCUUAGUCAGAACCACCAUUAGGGCACUUUUAAUCAAAUAGAUCAGCUACCCUGCAAUCAUUACGAGAGUCACGCUGUAUCUAAUGAUGGUAGAAAGGAGACGACCUAAUUCCCCCCAGGAUAUCGUUCAGAAAGAAUCAGAGAUGCAAUCUCUCGUUCUGAUGAUUACCAAUGGCAAUUUAGGUCAAUCUUUGACCCAUUGUUCACGUCAUGCUUCCAGAAGGUGACGUGUUCUGGGCAGCCGGGGUCUGUCUUUCUAAGGCAAAACAGACAUCUUUUCUUGAAAUUCUUUUACAUAGUUCAUCUACAUACAAAAUUUCAGAUGUGAUCAGAGUUUCAUCAACUAUGCAAAAUAUUUCCAUGUGAGAAAUAAUUAAGAGUUUAUGACCCACCUCGAGGUGUAUACGGUGACAUAAUGCAUAACCUAUAUUCAAUUAUACGGUUUUUAAUCAUUCUCUUAGUCUACGCCAUUGACAUCAAACCCUGAUUAGAAUGAGUAUAAUACAUUGAAGCUAAAGGUUGCUUUAUGAAUAUCUAUUUUGCUCUUAUAAAGAUAAGGACUGUCUGGUAUCACACGCUACAAGAUCUAUCGUGUGUUAUCUGCAAUUUUUGACAUAUAGAUCUGUAUACGUUUGUUCGGACAUUUUUCGUAACGAUGAUGUACAGCAACCAAGUUGAACAAAGAUGAUACUUUAUGAUAUAGCUAACUGAUAGAAAAUCUCCUAAGCACAGAGUUAUGCACUUGAAAGUGGUUUCACACUAUCGAAUAAAUGUACGUAGUAAUACAAUGAA
Molecule: messenger RNA, 3300 nt
Organism: Branchiostoma floridae (Florida lancelet)
Lineage: Eukaryota; Metazoa; Chordata; Leptocardii; Amphioxiformes; Branchiostomatidae
Product: cGMP-dependent protein kinase 1-like
Exons: 19
Coding region: 305-2452 (715 amino acids)
Biological process (GO): protein phosphorylation
Molecular function (GO): cGMP-dependent protein kinase activity; ATP binding
Source: RefSeq, a predicted model, not a curated record